AUGGAGCUAAAAGAACACCUACAGCCACAUGCAGUACUCGUACCACUUCCUCUUCAAGGCCAUAUAACUCCAUUCACACAUCUCGCCAUGAAGCUCGCCUCAAAAGGUUUUACCAUCACCUUUGUCAACACAGAAUCAACUCACCAGAAGAUAGCUAAAGCUCAGUCACUUAAAGAUGACGACAACCCUUUCUCCCACGGACAGAAAUGCGGUCUUGACAUUCGAUAUGCCAAAAUUAGUGAUGGUUUUCCUCUGAGUUUCGAUUGGAGUGCCAAUGCAAGCCAGUUUGUGGAAGGUCUCAUUCAUGUUUUCCAAGCUCAUGUGGAUGACUUCAUUGAAAAUCUAGUCCUCUCAAAACCAAACCCGCCAAUUUCUUGUAUAAUAGCUGAUAGUUUCCACGUAUGGGGAUCAACGAUUGCCGAGAAAUAUAAUCUUGUCAAUGUUUCAUUUUGGACUGAGCCAGCAACAGUGCUUACAGUCUACUAUCACAUGGACCUGCUCAAGAGUAAUGGCCACUUUGGGUGUCAUGAUAAGUGUGAAGACACCAUUACAUACAUACCUGGAGUCCAAGCCAUUGAACCAACAGAUUUACCUUCAUAUUUUCAAGAUGCUGAUCCAAGCACCGUGAUGCACCGUUUUGUGUUCAAGUGUCUUGAAGAUGCACAGAAAGCAGACUUUGUCAUCAGUAAUACAGUGCAAGAGCUAGAGUCUUCACCUAUCUCGGCCUUGCAAAAGAAGCAGCCCUUCUAUGCAAUUGGGCCACUCUUCCCCACAAGCUUCACCAAGAGAACAAUUUCAACAAACCUGCUACCGGUAUCAGAUUACACCAACUGGCUCAAUAGCAAACAAGACGGUACAGUGUUAUACAUCUCAUUUGGUAGUUUCGCUAAUUUGAGUAAACAGGAUAUUCUGGAAAUAGCACAAGCCAUUCUGAUAAGUAAGGUGAGUUUCAUUUGGGUGCUACGUCACAAUAUCUUAGGUUCUGAAGAAAGAAACAUUUUGCCUCUUGGAUUUGAGGAAGAAACUGCAGGUAGAGGAUUAGUUGUGCCAUGGUGCUCUCAACUAGCAGUACUAUCACAUCCAGCAGUUGGGGGUUUUUUGACUCACUGUGGGUGGAACUCAAUCUUGGAGAGCAUAUGGUGUAAAGUUCCAAUGGUGUGCUUUCCUAUUUUGACGGAUCAACUUACUAACAGGAAAUUAGUGGUUGAUGAUUGGAGAAUUGGUGUGAAUCUUUGCACUGGAAGAUUAAUCAGGAAGGAGGUAGCAGCAGAGAAUAUUGGAAGGAUAAUGAGUAAAUCAGAUGAAUUGAGGAAAAAUAUAGAGAAAACAAAGAUGAUCCUUCAGAAAGCACUUUCUGAUGAGGGGUCUUCAGAGAAGAAUCUCACUCAAUUCAUAGAAGACAUGAAGAACAAGAUUCUUCAGAAAUAAUGAGUGGCCCACAAGAGCUUUGCUGUCAGCCUGUCACUGUACUUACCAACUUUGGUUCUGCAAAGCCAGAACUUAGCAAGUGAUGUUUUAGUUCUAAAAUUAUUGUUGCAAAGUGAAUAAUGAUAUGACAUACAACAAUUACUAAGCCUUAAACUAGUUGGGUCAGGUUUAUGAAUCCUCAAAAUUUCCUCCUCUAUUGUAUGAUGGCAUGCAUGAUUGCAGGAAAAAAACUGCUCAGCAAUUCAGUCAGACGAUAAAUGUAGCAUGACAAUAUAUUCUA
Solanum verrucosum is the source of this 1708-nucleotide messenger RNA. RefSeq names its product UDP-glycosyltransferase 86A1-like. NCBI's taxonomy places the organism in Eukaryota, Viridiplantae, Streptophyta, Magnoliopsida, Solanales, Solanaceae. Bases 1 to 1428 code for a protein of 475 amino acids. The record is from RefSeq and is a predicted model, not a curated record. The transcript has 2 exons. Gene Ontology annotation, molecular function: UDP-glycosyltransferase activity.